UCAGACAAGCUGCACUUCCAGGGCUGGGACGGCAGAAGGGGGAGAAACUCCAAUUGGAAGACGCUCAGAGCACCAAAAGGAUUUGCUAUAACUGCAGAAAGAGAUCUGAAUCUAGGAUAGAAAAUCAGAUUCUCUCUUUCCAGACAUCGUAACAUCGGACGAGCCUCAGAGCUGCAGAAUAUUGGGAUUUAAAUGUGACUCUCUCAAAUAGCUGUCAGAAUGCAUUCAUAUUCAGCACUGGCUUGGGAAUCUGUGUGAAUCUCUGGUACAUGAGUGAGUCGAGACUCGAAGACUGAAUUCUUGCUCUUGAUAAUGAACCGAGGAAGCUAAUUUCACCUCGAAAGGGAAAGCGCCAUUGGUGUCCACAACCAUUUCCCCUGGUCUUCAUCAAAAGAGCAUAAACGAUGUUUCACGAAGACAGAAAGGAAGGAAGUCCCAGAUUCGGGAAGCUCAAUUUUCCUGUGGGCCUCUGGAUUAAUUCUCCAAAAAAACACUUUGCUAAACUGGGCAGGCGAUGGCCUAGCGCAGCCUCUAUCAAGUCUACAUCUUCAGACACCACUAGCCGCAACAAUGAGACUGUGGAACUGCGUCAGCCAACCAGGAACAAAAAUAACCGCCACAAGCGCCUGUCCAACCUCUUUCAUCGUAGCACCAACAGCAUUGCUGGCAGCAUCAGUAGCGGAACAGGUCGCUGGGUUAGUGAAAAGAAAUUGUCGGAAAUUAUUGACACAGUGCCAGAGGACUUGGUGGAGCUGUCCAGUCAAAAAAACUUGCCCGGUAUCCUGAAAAUAUUUGGAGAUGAUAUUUCUUCUGGGACCAACUAUAAGAGUGUUUUGGCCACCCCACGUUCCUCUGCACAGGAACUGGUGAAGGAGGCCAUAGAAAGAUACGCCGUGGCUGAUGCAGAAACAGAAGUCUUUGUCCUGUGUGAUGCGGUGGGGCGAUUUGUAGGGCUUGAAGGGGAAUGGAAAAUGGAGUAUCUGCGCAUAAUUGGGGACCAUGAGCGUCCUCUGGUUUUACAAGAGAUGUGGAAGCCUAAAAUUGGGUUCUCUCGGCGCUUUGAAAUCAGGCGCAGGCAAGAGGUGGAGAAAAUGACCAUGGCUGAGGAUAAUGAAACUGCAGGUAUAAAUGCUCAAGCUCGCAGAUUACAGAAGAGUCGAUCACGAGCUGCCUCUGGAGGAAACGCUCCAUUAAGGGAAAGAGAAAACAGUGUCUCACUCCGCCGCAGUAUAAGUGAUGUCAACAUCAAUAAUAAGAAUCGCAGAGAAAGGAAAAGCAUAAAGAGCAUGGUGGCCAAUGAUGGAGAUCCUGGGCAAGAUCUUGAUCAAAGUCAAAAGGAUGGGAACCCUGAGAUGAAAAAUUCAAGUGAAGGUGACAGAAAUGUUGACCGUGAUGAUUCAGCUGACCAGAUGGACUUAGAUUUUGAGCGUCUUUCUCAGUGUUUGAUUCAACCUCCAGCUGAACACCCAUACUUUCUUCUUCUGCAAGGAUACAACAAAGAGCAGGAUUUUGUCAUAUAUGUUAUGACCCGAAAGAAACAUCUCUUUGGCAGGGCAGAAAAAUCUUUAAGGGACAAGGGACCUUAUGUUGACACUUUUUUAUCAGCACCAGAUAUUCUUCCACGACAUUGCUCUGUAUGGCGUCUAGAUUCCACUGGGCAGAAAUACAUUGUACGUGUAAGACCUUAUAGGGGGGCUCUUGUUACACAUAAUGGAAGAGUGCUCCAAAGAGAAACAGAACUUCACACAGGGGAUUUAUUGGGACUUGGGGAGCAUUUUUUGUUUAUGUACAAAGAUCCAAGAAUGCCUCAAGACCGUCCUGCCUGGCUUCCAAAAUCAUGGUCAUCGCCAAGUUUAACUGGUGCUUUUUCCUGUGAAAUGUGUGGGCAAUCACUCCAGGAGAAACAAGAGGCUGUACAAGCCUACAUAGAGAGCCGAGAGCCAGUGCUCCAAUAUCGCUCACAAGAGGAGGACUUAGUGUUAAAAGAAAUAAUUGAGAAAACUGGUAAACCUGGAUCGGAUUUCAAGCUGACUCCUGCCUACCUCUUCAGUCUUUGUCUUGAGCAUUCAACACGAGCAUUGGAUCCUGGACACUUCCCUAAACUGGUCAUGAAGAUUGCCAGUUUCAUCAAAGAAGUUGUAUGGGAGAAGAUUAAAGAGAUUGGAGACAAGCAACCAGAAAACCAGCAGGACAGGGGCAUGCCAAGCUCACUGGGUAUUGAGGAGGUCGCCGCUGACCUUCGACCUCUCAUGCUGUGGAUGUCUAAUUCUAUGGAGCUGCUGAAUUUUGUUCAACGAAAAAUCUUAGACUUGGAAAAAGAAUGGGAAUCGGAAGGAUCCUCCCAGGAUGCACUGUUAUCAAGUGACAUUGAUGCAUGUGAAGAGUCUAUGUCUCUCCUUGAUGAAGUCAUUAUGUACACAUUUCAGCAGUGUGUAUAUUACCUGACCAAGACACUUUAUGCAGCCCUCCCAGCCCUUUUAGAGAGCAACCCAUUCACAGACCCUGCAAAACUCUCCGACGUGGGAGAACUAAGUAACAUGCCUGAGGGAACUCGCGGUACCCUGGCCAUUUACCAGGCGACUCUGGAUUUAACACGAGAGUGUGAAUUGCACCCGGAUCUUGUGUCUCAGACAUUUGGUUAUCUCUUCUUCUUCUCCAAUGCCUCCCUCUGCAAUACAUUAAUGGAAAAAGGUAAUGGAGAACCAUUUUACCAGUGGUCAAAAGCAGUUCAAAUCCGAACAAAUCUGGACUUAGUUCUGGACUGGCUGCAGGGCAUUGGACUUGGUGACAUAGCUGCAGAAUUCUUCCGAAAAUUGUCUGCUACUGUAAACUUGCUGUGCAUUCCAAAAACAAGUCUCAUGAAGAUUUCAUGGAGCACCCUCCGCAAUGACUACCCAGCAUUAAGCAGCGCUCAGCUCAACCACUUGCUAAGAAACUAUCAUUUAGGAGUGGGAAGAUCACAUCCAGCUGCAUGGGAGCCCCCUGAGGAGGAAAAAGAUGAGAUCGCAAACACAGAUAUCUUUGAAAGCUUCACUGAACACCCACCACUGAUUCUACCUUGUGAGAACUUCCGCUUGCAGCUCUCCCAGUCAAUCAACGAUGACGCAUUUCACAGCCAGUUGUGUCAGCUCCGCCGUUUUGUUUGGGACCUGGAGCAAAAAUCACUUCCAGCCAAUCAGAGAGCAUCAUAUAGAGUGGACAAUAGUCAAUAGGAGAGCAAGAUGAUGACUCAAACCUCAUUAUCCUUUAGAAUGAUGGCGUGUGCCGACAAACGCCAGAACUUGACUGUAUUGUGCUUGGGUAUGGAAUGGAUCCGAGGAAAACAUUCUUAAUUGCACUUGAAUGGAGAGUGGCCUGGGUUGAAGAAUAUCAUAAGACACAUUAUAGUGGAGAGUAGGCAGUUGCCUAGGAGGGUAUCAUGGAGGCAACUGUGCAUAAUGUAUGACUGAUUAAUGUAAAACACAUAUCUUUAUCUAUUAAUAGCUAGUCUCCUAUGUUUACUUAAAGGACCUCUGCUAUUUUAAACUUGACACCUGAUCUAUUCACAUGUUUUAUACCCCUGUCAUUCAAAUUUUAUUUAUAUCUAUGAAGAUGCCAGUUUAUGCCAACUUUUUGGCAUUUGUAAGCCUUACAGGCAUACAAUAUGCCCUCUCAAACAUGAAACCUAAUCUAUUUUGGGUACCUACGGUGCAGCAAAGUAGAGCCUUUACUCGACAUUAUUGCAAACGUAUCUGUUUUAGUCUUGAAGGUAGUACAAACUGAGAUAACUGCCCCGUGUUGCAAAUAUGUGGGUAUAAUUGAAGAACCUUGUACAAUGUUUAUGUCAGGUCUUCUAACCUUCAGCAACCAAUCAGAUGUUUGCUUUCUGACACGUAAAUGUUAUUAGGCCUGGUACAAACAUAACUUUUAUUACAUUACACCUUAGAGUAGCCCCCUGCAGAAUAACAGUUGGAGAUAGUAGGGCAGUGGUAUAACAGGUAUAGAAGGAAUAAUUGUGUUGUUAAAAGUACAACUCUUAGCAACCGUGGACACUUAAAGGCUGUUGGGUGUUGCUGGUAGUUGAAGUCUAUGCUGAUGGGUUGGACACACAGUCCAAUACUCAGUAAAAUUUGUUUUACCCCAGCUCUUGAUGAUUUUAUUAGAAUAUUUAAAUAAAUUUGGAUUUUUAUCAAUAAACUCGUAUUCAUGGAUCCUGGAAUAUGGAGCCAUUAGGUGCGUCUUUGAAGAUACCACGUGACCAGAGUGGAUUGGCCUCCACCACCAGCAGUUGAUCCUUUGUUCCCCUAUCUCUGGGUAAUGGGUUUCCUUGUAGCGUGCUUUCUCUUUUAGCCUUGGGUUUCGUCGCAUCAGAAGUACAUAAAUUCUAGAGGAAAUGGGGGAAGGUAACAUCAUCAACAGGGUGGCCCAUGGGCAGAGUUUGGCCAGCCACAUGCCUGUGACUUGCUAUAGAUGUGCUUUGCUGGACUGAACCUGCCCAAACCCUGGGUAAACUCACCAGCCCGCACAACACCAGUAGCCUCCCUCCCAAUCUGUGUGCCACAUCUCCCCAAUAAAUGCACCAUUUCCGUUACCUGUUGAAAAAGCAGAGCAGUACACUAGGGUUGAUAUUUUUCUCCAAGCAAUUGCCAUCACUGGCUGGACCUGGCUUUUACUCCAUGUCUAGAAUCACUGGCAGGAGAAAACUAGACCACCAACCCUACUGCACUACUCUGAGUUUGCUCAGUUCAGACUUACCUUACCUAACUGGCAGCAAUGCACCAUCCAUCUAUAUCAAACUGAUUAAGGUACAUGCUGGCAUCAUCGGUUCUUAGUUUAAUGAUUUAGAAUAAUUUAAUUUAUUCAGCGAUUUUGUUUCUCGCUCUCUCUUUUUGUUUUCCAGUUCAGCAGCAAAGGUGUUUGCCUAUGUCAUUUUUCUUCUGUUUAAAUAAAGGCCAAUUAAUUAAUGA
Messenger RNA from Xenopus laevis (African clawed frog), 4946 nucleotides. RefSeq names its product Ras interacting protein 1 S homeolog (gene rasip1.S). The coding region runs from base 405 to 3212 and encodes 935 amino acids. The transcript is spliced from 12 exons. Gene Ontology annotation, molecular function: GTPase binding. NCBI's taxonomy places the organism in Eukaryota, Metazoa, Chordata, Amphibia, Anura, Pipidae. Gene Ontology annotation, cellular component: cell-cell junction. The record is from RefSeq and is a predicted model, not a curated record. Gene Ontology annotation, biological process: signal transduction; angiogenesis; negative regulation of Rho protein signal transduction.